Messenger RNA from Mus pahari (shrew mouse), 2640 nucleotides. It is a transcript of the gene Nelfb, whose product is annotated as negative elongation factor complex member B. Gene Ontology annotation, biological process: negative regulation of transcription elongation by RNA polymerase II. Lineage: Eukaryota; Metazoa; Chordata; Mammalia; Rodentia; Muridae. The transcript is spliced from 13 exons. Gene Ontology annotation, cellular component: nucleus; NELF complex. The record is from RefSeq and is a predicted model, not a curated record. Bases 287 to 2029 code for a protein of 580 amino acids.
UGGGUAGCAAGUCGCUGCCCGGAACCUGCGGGAGGCGGAGGCGUUUUCCCGGGGCCUAUUGGCUGCUGGACCUAGGCAGUCAAGGGCGGAAGUGGGAGGUGUGGGUCCGUGCAAGCAGCUCUGCCGACGCGAUCUGGCCACACUGGAGGCGGCGGGCGAACGGGGCUUGGGGGGUCCUCGUGGCACCGUGGAGAGGGCUUCUGGGGCUCCGUCAGGGUCCGCUACGGCUCCAGCGGAGCGCGGCGGGGAUGGGGUACACGGCCGAGCCUCCGCCGGAGCCUCCGCCAUGUUCGCGGGACUCCAGGACCUGGGCGUGGCCAAUGGCGAGGACCUGAAAGAGACCCUGACCAACUGCACCGAGCCUCUCAAGGCUAUUGAACAGUUUCAGACAGAGAAUGGUGUGUUGCUGCCUUCCCUGCAGUCGGCCCUGCCCUUCUUGGAUCUACACGGGACACCGCGGCUGGAGUUCCAUCAGUCAGUGUUUGAUGAACUGCGUGACAAACUGCUGGAACGAGUGUCAGCUAUUGCCUCUGAGGGAAAGGCAGAGGAGAGGUACAAGAAGCUGGAAGACCUUCUGGAAAAGAGCUUUUCUUUGGUCAAGAUGCCAUCCCUACAGCCAGUGGUGAUGUGUGUUAUGAAACACUUGCCCAAGGUUCCUGAGAAGAAGCUGAAGCUGGUGAUGGCUGACAAGGAGUUGUACCGGGCAUGUGCUGUGGAAGUGAAGAGGCAGAUCUGGCAAGACAACCAGGCUCUCUUUGGUGAUGAAGUCUCACCACUGUUGAAGCAGUAUAUCCUAGAGAAGGAGAGCACGCUCUUCAGCACAGAGCUCUCUGUCCUGCACAACUUCUUCAGCCCUUCCCCCAAGACCCGGCGCCAGGGCGAGGUAGUGCAGAAGCUGACGCAGAUGGUAGGGAAGAAUGUGAAGCUGUAUGACAUGGUGCUGCAGUUCCUGCGCACGCUGUUCCUGCGGACCAGGAAUGUGCACUACUGCACGUUACGAGCUGAGCUGCUCAUGUCUUUGCAUGACUUGGACGUCAGUGACAUCUGCACUGUGGAUCCCUGCCAUAAGUUCACCUGGUGCCUGGAUGCCUGCAUCCGGGAGCGGUUUGUGGACAGCAAAAGAGCCCGGGAGCUGCAGGGAUUUCUUGAUGGUGUGAAGAAGGGCCAGGAACAAGUUUUGGGGGACUUGUCUAUGAUCCUGUGUGACCCCUUUGCCAUCAACACACUGUCCCUGAGCACCAUCAGGCACUUGCAGGAGCUGGUUAGCCAGGAGACACUGCCCAGGGAUAGUCCCGACCUCCUCCUCCUCCUUAGGCUGCUGGCACUGGGCCAAGGUGCAUGGGACUUAAUAGACAGCCAGGUCUUCAAGGAGCCUAAGAUGGAGGCAGAGCUCAUCACCAAGUUCCUGCCGAUGCUCAUGUCCCUCGUGGUGGAUGACUUCACUUUCAACGUAGAUCAGAAGCUUCCAGCUGAGGAGAAAGGCCCAGUCACAUACCCCAACACACUUCCUGAAAGUUUCACCAAGUUUCUGCAGGAGCAGCGCAUGGCUUGUGAGGUGGGGCUAUACUACGUCCUACACAUCACCAAGCAGAGAAACAAGAAUGCGCUCCUGCGCCUGUUGCCUGGACUUGUGGAAACCUUUGGUGACCUGGCCUUCAGUGACAUCUUUCUCCACCUGCUCACUGGGAGCCUGGUACUGCUGGCUGAUGAAUUUGCCCUGGAUGAUUUCUGCAGCAGCCUCUUUGACGGCUUUUUCCUCACUGCCUCUCCCAGGAAGGAAAAUGUGCACCGUCAUGUGCUGAGGCUUCUCCUCCACUUGCACGCAAGAGUGGCCCCUUCCAAGCUGGAGGCGUUGCAGAAGGCUCUGGAGCCCACGGGCCAGAGCGGGGAGGCCGUGAAGGAGCUCUACUCCCAGCUUGGUGAGAAGUUGGAGCAGUUAGACCAUCGGAAGCCCAGUCCUACCCAAGCUGCAGAGACACCAGCACUGGAUCUGCCUCUUGCCAGUGUGCCUGCUCCAGCCGCACUGUGAGGCUCUGGGGAACUGUUUGACGGUGGUGCCCCUAUGGAAGGGCACCCUAGUUGGCUAGGGGUGUAGGCUGAGCCGAGAGGGUUGUUCUUGGCAAGGUUCUCCCUCCUCUGAGUUUCUCCCAGGAGCUGGUCCCAAAAGGUCCUCAGUGGUCUAUGUGCACAUCAAAGGGGGCCCUUGAUGUCAUGGUGGGACUUGGCCCCUGCUUGACCCUGGCAGAGGUGGAUGGUGGUUGGGAUAUAGGAAAAGCAGUGGGCAGAGGCCUGACUGACGUGAUAUUCAAUCUGGAAAAAGUCCAAGGAGAAAGGUAUGCUAGGUUCACCAAAGUAGAUUUGUUGGGCCUGAUCCCCAAGCACAGGAGUGGUCCGUCCCCUCCACAGAAGCCAGAGGGAAGUCUACAGCAGGCCUGAGCCUGCUCAUGUCAGUGCUGACUGAGUCCAUGCUAACUAAGAUCUGUAGGCAGAGCUCUGCCCUGUAGCUCCCUGCCUCAGUUUACCUUUGCAAUAGAAAGCAAAUCCUUCCCCAGCUACGUGUUUUAGCCUUUGAGUAGGGGAGUUUGGGUAUACACAUUGAAGUUUCCACUUAUGUAAAUAAAACGGAUUUUGAUAAAUCCA